GAAGAAAGCAGGCAAGAGCAAGAAGUCAAUGACACCCAUUAGCUAUGGCUCAGAUGAUGAGAGGGCCUAUGAGAAUGAGAAGGUUCCUGAUAAAAGAAGUAGAGAUUUUAUGUAUGAUGAAAUUGAUGAAUUUCAUGCAGAGAGAGACAAGGUGCUCUUGGAUAAAGGGACUGAAUUGAGAGGACCUGCUGGAUCAGACCAAGAGGAAGAGUUCAUGCCCCUGGCUGAUGAUGACAGCGAUGAUGAUGUCAUAGAUAAGCGCCUAGCUGCCACAUUGGAAAGGUUUCAGGCCCAGGGAAGACAGGAUGAUAUGGCAAGUGAUGUAGAAGAUGAAGAACAAAAGUUUGAUGACAAAGCGUGGGGCACCACCAAGAAUAAAUACUAUGGGGCAGAUGUAGAUGAAGAAGACCUAGAUGUCAGUGGUUCAGAUGUUGAGGCUGCAGCUGAGAUGGAGGAACAAGAAGCUCUUGCCUUUCAGAGGAAGAUGGCUGACAACCUUGAUGAUGACGACUUUGGGCUUGAAAUAUUCAAGGUAGAUGAGACUGAGAAAACAGAAGCUGGUGUUGAAAAGCAAAUCGUUAAAAAAGAUCUUUCCAAACUAUCAAAGAAGGAGAAAAUACAGCUUUUAAAAAAAGAAUCCCCAGAACUACUACCCCUGAUUGAAGAGUUCAAAUCAAAACUAGGAGAAGUGACAUCCACACUUCAGCCUCUGGUGACCCUGAUUAAGAAUGGCAACAUACCCCCUGGAAAUGGUGCAGAUUUCAUCAUGACAAAAUAUACCCUCUACAUGAACUAUUGUGUAAAUAUCAGUUUCUACAUGAUGCUCCAGGCCAAGAAGAUUCCAGUACAUAACCACCCUGUCAUCAAGCGCCUCGUACAGUAUAGAAAUCUACUGAAACAGCUUGAACCCAUUGAUGCACAAUUGGCACCUAAGGUAGAGAGAGUGCUCACUAAGCUCAGCAAUGGAGAAGAGAUCAGACCUCGUCAAUCAAUGGAGGAUACAGUCAAGGAAAGAGUGAACAGACUCAUGAAGAGAGAGAGGAAACAAAGCAAGACGAAGCUUAAAGGCAAGGUUGAAAAAAAAUUGUCGGAGCUUGUGAGCUCUUCAGAUGAGGAGAUAGAAGAUGAAAUAGCAGCUCCAACUGGAGGCAGAACUCAUGGACGUAAACGUAAACCUGGAGAAGUAUAUGAGACCAAUGAUGAGAAGGAGGCCCUGGAGUAUUAUAACAUGAUGAAAUCAGGGAAAGUUCCAAGAGGGGAGGAUGCAAUACUGGAGGAAAGUGAUGUGGUGGGAGAGGACAGGAUGAUGGAAGAAGAGGAGGAUGUCGAGGAAGAUGGAAAGAGAGGAAUCACCAGACAGAUUGAAAAGAACAGAGGUUUGACUCCAAACAGGAAGAAAGAGAAUAAAAAUCCGAGAGUGAAAAACAGGAUUAAAUACAGGAAAGCCAAGAUCAGGAGGAAGGGUCAGUUGCGAGAGUACAAACCAGAGAUGGAGAAAUAUGGUGGAGAAAUAUCUGGAAUACGUGCUGGACUCAAACGCAGUGUAAAACUCAAGUAGGGCUAGUUAA
Molecule: messenger RNA, 1568 nt
Organism: Owenia fusiformis
Lineage: Eukaryota; Metazoa; Annelida; Polychaeta; Sabellida; Oweniidae
Source: the annotation of a GenBank genome assembly